AUGCCUGGUGCUGACGGUCAUAGUGAUAGUGCUGCCGGUAAAAAUAGAGAAACUGCUUCUGCUGAGGGUACUGGUGGAGUUGCUGGUGGUCGUACUUCUCCUUCUGAAGCUACUAUUCCUCCUGCUGCACCUUCUCCUUCUACUGCAGGGAACAGUACUGCUCCUUCAGAAAACCCUCAACAUGAAAACAAUGAGGCACGUGAAACUGCAACAUCACCAACUACACCUUCUUCCAACACUUCAGCCACAGCAAGUGAUGGUGGUUCAAAUCCUGCAUCAACUGAGACUGAUAAUACAUCUUCAGCGAGUGAGUCAACAGCCAACCAAGAGGGUUCUGCUGAUAAUACAGAUACAACAACCACCACC
This is a messenger RNA of Trypanosoma theileri, 366 nucleotides long. RefSeq lists its product as uncharacterized. The record is from RefSeq and is a predicted model, not a curated record. The annotation marks the transcript as partial. The transcript has a single exon. NCBI's taxonomy places the organism in Eukaryota, Euglenozoa, Kinetoplastea, Trypanosomatida, Trypanosomatidae.